AUGAUAUUUUCAGCCCAAAGACAAGAAGAGGAAGAAGCCUCUCAAUCCACCCAUACUAAACUCAUUUCACUUUAUAUAUUUGACUGUGGUUUCGGCUUUGAUGGAGAAGAAGUUGCAAGUGCCACCAUUCCAAGCACAGUGAUUUGUGGUACCGACCCAAACCUCACUCAAAGGAAUUUGGUUUGGUUUGGGUAUCUACAAAGGAAAAGCGUUUAUACUUUGGACUUGGAACAUCUUCGUCCGCAUCCCACACUCCCUUGA
Molecule: messenger RNA, 261 nt
Organism: Cavenderia fasciculata
Lineage: Eukaryota; Evosea; Eumycetozoa; Acytosteliales; Cavenderiaceae
Exons: 3
Coding region: 1-261 (86 amino acids)
Source: RefSeq, a predicted model, not a curated record